GUCCAGUCUUCUUCUCAUUUACUCCCUUGAUGACUCUUCCACUACCUUCAUGCAAUGGACCAGAAAUGGUUUCCACCACCAAACCGCCCUCCGCGUCCAGGGGAGCUUCAUGUCAUGGCUGCAAAUUCAGUUGGCAUUGUCACUUUGUUGCUACCUCCGGGUGCUUUUCGCAGUGUUAUAGGCGUCCCACCAAUCCUGUGGAUUGCCUAUAACCUCAGACAAUAUUCCAGCGGCAGGCCAGAGAUCGACUAUUUGAAUGCUGCGAAUGUCUUCAUUGGAGUGAUGAGAUACCUCGAUUUCUGCGUACUUCAUGUUCCCGAAAGGGUCUUCCGUCGCGUAGGAGCCGAAAACAGAGUCGAGACAGAGAAAGACGUCCAGAACAUGACCCUGUGGCAAAAAUUACGCUGGAACUUCGAUCUGUUCAUGACAUGGAGAGGCAUUGGCUGGAAUUGGAGAGUCAAAAAGGUGGACGAUGUACCAAAGGACAUGUCGAGGCGUCAAUUUGUCGUUCAGCAGAUUAUCAGAGCAGGAUAUUGCUUCGCUCUGAUGGAUGUGCACGAUUGGUACUUCCAUCGUACGUUCGCUGUAAGCAGCAGCAUCUCCCCAGACUUCUUCUCUUUGCCCCUUGGUCGACAAGUCCUGCUCGCCUGGUCGAACGCCUUCAAUAGCGGAGCCACCAUAGCUUUCGGCUGCAACCUCAUGGCAGCGAUCGUCGUUGCCUCAGGAGUAUCCCGACCUCAAUCGUGGCCGCCAAUAUUUGGUUCUUUGCUUAAAGGCUAUACCAUGAGAAAUAUCUGGGGUUACUGCUGGCAUCAACUUCACCGGAGAUCGUUCGAAACUGCCAACUCGUGCCUCAUUCGAAUACUCAGGGUCAAGAAGGGCACCGUCGCCUCUCGCCUUCUGCAACUCUAUAAUGCAUUCUUUGUAUCUGCAAUACUCCAUCACAUAGGCUCUUUGAACCAACCUUACUCGCCCAUGGUAUGGUGUCAAUUUGCCUUCUUCAUGAUGCAGCCUGUCGCAAUUACCAUCGAAGACUUUGCCAUAUCCUUUGGCAGGAGUAUAGGCCUGAAAGAAAAUCGAAAAACCAGAGCUUUAGGGUAUGCAUGGGUAGGCGUUGUGCUCAGUUUCACACUUCGCUAUGCGGCUGCGGCUUUCACUGCUGCCGGGGUGGGAGGCGCACGACAUCCGGUUGUCGCCAAAUUCAGUAUCAUGGAGCGUGUGUUUGGAUAGGAUGCUGAUAACACGGCGGGGGUACUUGUUGUCUGUGCAGACUUUGACUUGUCUUGGUGGCGCCAAUGGCAACCUGCUGUUGGCCACGGUCGGAUAUGCAUCUCCAUCAGUAUCAUUGGAAUAGACAUCCACUCAAG
Molecule: messenger RNA, 1367 nt
Organism: Exophiala xenobiotica
Lineage: Eukaryota; Fungi; Ascomycota; Eurotiomycetes; Chaetothyriales; Herpotrichiellaceae
Exons: 4
Coding region: 55-1230 (391 amino acids)
Source: RefSeq, a predicted model, not a curated record